This is a messenger RNA of Dictyostelium discoideum AX4, 624 nucleotides long. RefSeq lists its product as hypothetical. The record is from RefSeq and is a predicted model, not a curated record. The coding region runs from base 1 to 624 and encodes 207 amino acids. The transcript is spliced from 3 exons. NCBI's taxonomy places the organism in Eukaryota, Evosea, Eumycetozoa, Dictyosteliales, Dictyosteliaceae.
AUGAAUAAAAAAAAAAUAAUACUUAGUGGGUUUGGUACAUUCUGUGGUGUAUCAGAUAAUCCAAGCUCACAAUUAAUGAAUGAGAUAAAAACAUACAUUAAUGGUAUUCCAAAUAAAGAUGAAUUAAGAUUUGAAAUUAUAGAUAUAAAUGUUAUAAAAGUAUCAGGAAAUGGUGUAAAAGAUUAUUUAAAUCAAAUAGAAACAAAUUAUUUAAAAACAUCAAAGGAUGAUAUACCAAUUUUAAUUCAUUUUGGUGUUUCAAGCUCAGAAACUAAUAAUAGACUUGAAAGAUAUGGUUGGAAUAUGGCUGAUUUUAGAUGUGAUGAUGAAGAUAUGUGGAAACCACAAAAUGAACCAAUUGAUUCAAAUGAUUCGAGUGAUAAAUAUGAAACUACUCUUCCAAUAAAUGAUUUAGUUGAGAAACUUUCAAAUAGUAACUAUAAAGUAACACCUUCCAUUGACCCUGGAAGAUUUGUUUGUAAUUAUUUAUACUUUUUAUCAUUAAGAUUAUCAAAAUUUUAUAAUACAAAAUCUUUAUUUGUUCAUAUCCCAUUAUUUGGUGUUAUCGAUAAAGAAACACAAUUAAAUUUCAUAAUAGAUUUAUUAAAUUCAAUUUCAAAAUAA